AUGUACCUUCAUGAUGGUCGUUGCCUUCAACUAAUCCAGGUAGUUACAAUUACCUGUAAGUAUGAAAGGUUGGUGAACUUAUGCUUUUAUUGUGGAAAAGUGGGUCAUAUAAAGAAAGGGUGUGGGCAAAGAGUGGAUGACAUAGAGAGGCAAACACUGAAAGAAGGCCAAUAUGGAGAAUGGUUGCGAGCAUCAGAAGGGUUGCAAGGUCAAGGGUGGAAAAAUAGCAGCUCAUCCUCGGGCCAUACUAAAGAACCAGACUUUGCUCCUAGCAAUGGUCAUACUCAAGAGGAAGAGAUAGCAAGAUGUAACACAUUCUCACUGAGGGUGGCGGUUACCUCUGCUCAAAAGGAAAACCAUGUGCAAAGGGUUGAUACUAGUUCAUCUCAGAUGGGGGAAGGAUCUUUCCAAGGGGUGGAGGAUAGUGAGUUAGUGGUUUUUGAAGUUGUCCACAACCAUUGCCAUAUGGAGAAAAUUAGGAAAGAUACCACUGAGGUGGAUGCUAUGGCACUGGAUUAA
Striga asiatica is the source of this 519-nucleotide messenger RNA. NCBI's taxonomy places the organism in Eukaryota, Viridiplantae, Streptophyta, Magnoliopsida, Lamiales, Orobanchaceae. The record is from the annotation of a GenBank genome assembly.